This is a messenger RNA of Colletotrichum aenigma, 336 nucleotides long. RefSeq lists its product as uncharacterized. The coding region runs from base 1 to 336 and encodes 111 amino acids. The record is from RefSeq and is a predicted model, not a curated record. The transcript is spliced from 2 exons. Lineage: Eukaryota; Fungi; Ascomycota; Sordariomycetes; Glomerellales; Glomerellaceae.
AUGCGUUUCGCCGGCGUGUUUGCCUUUUCUUCACUCAUCGCCAGUGUCUUUGCUGGCCGAUAUAUUAUCAUUCUUCGACCUGAAGCAGACCUGGACAAGUUCCUGGCCAAGCUGGAAUCUAAAUGGAAUAUUGUGGUGAACAACAAGUUCACUUUCAUCCAUGGAGCUGUCAUUACUACCAAUGACUUUACCACAACCUCUCUGCUCAAGUUCCGCGAGGUCCUCAGUGCUGAGGAGGACAAGAUCAUCGGCAUCGACCCGAUUCUCACAUCUGUCAACCCUGGCGGACCAGAGAUCCCCAGCCCAACUGAACCAACUGUUCACAUCGACCAAUAA